This is a messenger RNA of Brassica napus (rape), 2309 nucleotides long. Its product is annotated as mitogen-activated protein kinase kinase kinase 20-like. The coding region runs from base 360 to 1523 and encodes 387 amino acids. The record is from RefSeq and is a predicted model, not a curated record. Gene Ontology annotation, biological process: protein phosphorylation. Gene Ontology annotation, molecular function: protein kinase activity; ATP binding. Lineage: Eukaryota; Viridiplantae; Streptophyta; Magnoliopsida; Brassicales; Brassicaceae. The transcript has a single exon.
AGGGAAAUUUAGAAAUUUGCAUUACACGUGGCAGUUCUAACGUUCGAGUAAAAAUUGAAACAGCUGGAUUAUAUCACCGCUUUGCACCCAGACCUAACUGAAAAAAGGAAAUAGAGAAAUCAAAAUUACACGUGUCAAAUAUAACGGCUGGAUUUAUCACCGCCCGGUCCGAACCUAAGGUUCAGCUUUGCUCCUGACAUCCCCGAACCUAAUUGAAAAAAGUAAAUAAAGAAACUUGAGAUGCAAGUAGUAGGAUUAUAAAUACAAAUCACAGAGGACACAACUACACACUUCGUCUUUGUUCGUUUGAUUACCAAAGUCUGAGAAAUCUAAAGAGAGUGAUAGAGAAGGAAAGAAAGAUGAAGAGAUCCAUGUCUGAUUCUAAAGAAAGCAGUCGAUAUGGUCGAUGUGACGACGACGACAACAGCUACGACUCCGACGGUCCUCACAAGAAGCCUAAAACAGAGGACGAUGCUGUUUCCUCGACCAAGACGAGCCCUUUUCGAGAAAGAGAUUUGUGGGUGUUGACUAGUUUUCUUGGAAAAGGCUCAUAUGGCUCUGUUCACUUAGCCGUGAGAACGACCGAGGGAGAAGAAGAAUCACUUCCUGAAGAGAUGGCAAUCAAAACGACCGAGUUCUCACAGGCUUCACGGCUCAAGAACGAGGCUGAGUUCUUAAACCGUCUUGAAGAUAACCCAUACAUUGUCUCCUACUAUGGCAACGUGACCACACAUGACAAGAAAACCAAGAAGAUGGUGUACAACACCAUUCUCGAGUACUGUCACGGUCAAUGCCUCGCGAAACACAUCAAACUCCACAAAGGAAUAGGGUUGGCGGAAGAUAAUGUGAAGAUAUUCGCUAUGAGUAUCUUGAUCGGUCUCAAGCAUAUCCAUGAAAAGAAGAUAAUCCACUGCGACAUCAAACCGAAGAACAUUUUACUCGCCGCAGGGGAGCAUCAUGGGUUUGUGGCUAAGAUCUCUGGUUUCGGGAAAGCCAUGGAGAAAGGGUCGAGCGAGUACGGUGAUGGAUGGGGUCACGUGAGAGGCACAACACGGUUUAUGUCGCCGGAGCUUAUAGGGGACAAAGUUCUGGACUAUGGUGCGGAUGUUUGGGCCUUUGGGUGCACGGUUCUUGAGAUGUUGACAGGGGAACGUGUUUGGGCAGAGCAUGGUGAGUUGUGUUGUUGGGAAGAAUGGAUUACUCUCAUUGGUGAAAGCGAUUUGGUUCCAUAUGUUCCUGAUUCUUUGUCUGACGAAGCAAAGGACUUUCUGUCAAAGUGUUUUAAGAAAGAUCCUUCCCGAAGGUGGACUGUUGACAGCUUGAUGAACCAUCCUUUUGUUAGGUGGAAUAACGAAUACCCUGAAGAGGAGGAGGAAGAAGAAGAAGAAGAAAUAUUUGAAGAAGAAGAGGAAGAAGAAAACGAAAUAUUUGAAGAAGAAGAAGAAGAAGAAGAAGAAGAAGAAGCGAUUGAAAUAGAAGAAGAAUACCCUAAAGAGGAGUCGGAAGAAGAAGAUCAAAAAUAGGUGUCCAUGUCAAUUAAUCUUGUUUCAUUAUUUGUAUUAUGCUGCAAAAACAAUGGUUAUUGUAAGAAGCAUAGAUGUUUCACUUGCAGUGAAUUAAUUGAUUUUCUCGAAAGCUUGACAAAACUAUAUAUACGUAAGUGUCAGUUGUACUUAAAUUCUUCGUCAAGAGACUGCAAAUUUCAUGAAAACUCAAUCGUACUGAUUCAUUACCGUAGCUGAAACAGAAUAUUCAGACAAGUUUUUAUGUCUAAAACCAAAUAGACUGUAUCUUGCUAGUUAAUGUAUAUGACAAACGAGGAAACAUGAACUUGUUUAGAUGAUUGUAACACACAAUCUUGUCUGCAACAAACAACCAAAAAAGGUUGGUGUCUUCGUGGUGCCCGCUGGUUUUAAUCACGGUGUCGGCUAUUUUGGCGUGGAUGUCGUAACCGAUUCGUCCCUAACCUUCUUCUUGUUGGCUAUGAUCUCGAGAAGGAAUACUGAAUGCAAGGUAUUGUUGUCUUCAAUCUACUUCAUCACAGAGUACGUGGUGAGAGGUUUGUGGUCAAGUUUGUUUAACGAUAAGAGCAUGGAGUAUAUAUACUCUUUUCAAAACCUGAAUUCGCUGUUCAUAUCCUGCAGGUAUUUGUGAUUGUAACCUGUACCUUACCAAGCCUCUGUACUUUCAUUUUCUGUCUUAGACCUUGUUAUGAAUCUGAACCUAUUCACUUGUGCAUGUGAUUGUUUUCAGGUCUCUAUAUGCGCAAAACUUGGCGAAGAAAAAAUCCGAAAACCACCAAGCAGCUC